Molecule: messenger RNA, 2497 nt
Organism: Physeter macrocephalus (sperm whale)
Lineage: Eukaryota; Metazoa; Chordata; Mammalia; Artiodactyla; Physeteridae
Gene: LYSMD1
Product: LysM domain containing 1
Exons: 3
Coding region: 728-1405 (225 amino acids)
Source: RefSeq, a predicted model, not a curated record
CCCCUUGCCGGCGGAUGGGGACUGCAUUUCCUAUGGUGCCCUGCAACCCCGCCGGCGCGGAGCCUUUAGGGGAAUGAAGUCUUUUUUUCAAAGAACUUGACACCGGGCUGGAUACAGGCCCCUGCAUCUUGACAGAUUCGAGGGUUUGGAGGGACAAGAACCUAGAUGUGGAGCCCGAAUUUGAGGGUGUGACUAAUUUGAUGCGGAGGGUACCUUUGAGGAUCGCUGAGGGGAAAGUGUGCUGUAGACUCUCGCUUUCAUCACGCGCUUCUUCUGCGGCCACAGCCCCCCUGGGGUGGGCCUGAUUUGUUCCUGACCCUAGCAGGCGCACCCCGGGACGGGGCGGAGUCGGGGUGUUGUGGGGCCGGGAGGUCGGGCUGCCGGACCUAGGGGCAAACUGAGCUGAGUGUUGAGGAGGCUGUCUGGAAUUCAAAGGUCAGAGGUCAAUGUCGCGAGUUGUUGUGGGGAAUCGAAAGUCGGAGGGGUGCUAAGGAGAGACUCAGGUAGGGACUGAAUAGUCGGAGUACAGAUUGGUGGGAAAGGGGCUUGGAGGGAGGAGAGGCGAGGGCUGAGAGGUCGCGUAGUGCCGGGGGAGGCGGGGAGACUUAGGACAGAAGACUGAAGGGGAAAGGAAUCCUCUAAGUCUUAGAGACCCCGGGCCCGUCACUAUUGGUCACUUAGACGGGCCUCCCGCAGUUGCAACCUCAGUUGUCCGCAGGGUGAGGAGAUGGCUUCUCCCUCUAGACAGGCCCCCCUUGGCGGGUCAGGACUGCUUCAAGGGAGCCGGGCUCGUUCUUAUGGAAGCCUGGUGCAGUCUGCCUGCUCCCCGGUGAGGGAAAGACGCCUGGAGCAUCAGUUGACGCCCGGAGACACCCUGGCUGGACUAGCACUCAAAUACGGGGUGACGAUGGAACAGAUUAAGCGUGCAAACCGCCUUUAUACUAAUGACUCGAUCUUCCUGAAGAAAACCCUCUACAUCCCCAUCCUGACAGAACCCAGAGACCUGUUCAAUGGUUUGGAUUCUGAGGAAGAGAAGGAUGGAGAGGAAGAGGUACAGCCAAGUAAGGAUGAAGUUGGGCCACACUCAGCUGAGAGGAAGAAACAAGAGACAGGUUCGGGACAUGCCAAUGGUGAAGUCCUUCCCACACCUGGCCAGGAGCCCCCCAUUCACGACCUCUCUGCCUCUGAUUUCCUUAAGAAGCUUGAUUCACAGAUCAGCUUGUCAAAGAAGGCUGCUGCCCAGAAGCUGAAAAAGGGGGAAAGUGGGAUACCUGGGGAGGAUUCAGGUCUUCACCUGAGCUCUCCUCGGAUGCAACAACGAGCAGUCCUAGGUCCCGUGCCUCUGACCCGGACCUCUCGGACCCAGACACUUCGGGACCAGGAGGAUGAAAUCUUCAAACUCUGAUGUCUCCAGAACUGAUUGAGAGAAGCCAGAUGUUGAAGGAGCAACUUGAGGGAGAGAGGAGCCUGAGGUGAGGCUCAGGAACAUGGCCUCCCAGCCCACCUCCCUUACUCCUGCCAUCUUCUGAGCCUCCUUGUCUGUCAGGAGUUCCUUGGUCUGGAGCAGUUCUAUUGGCAAGGGUAGGGGAUGGGAAAUAGACCCCUUCUCAGUUCUGGGGCUGAAUCUAGAGUUGUCCUUUAGAUUCAAAAGGCUCUUUUAACAUCCCUGCUGCCUUUCCCAUCCCUUUCACCAUUCCUUGGCCUUAGAGCAGGGAGGCAGGGACUCUCACAGACCCGAACUUCCUCCCCAUCUCCAACUAUGUUACCUAAUUUAUUUGGUGCUAUAUUGAAGUAUUAUUUAUUUGCUAUAUCUUAUUCUUUCCCACUAUUAGCUGAAAAAUGGGAUUUCUGUAGCCCUGGGAUGAGGGGAACCCAGGAACAGUAAGUGAGCCAGUGACUCUUGGCCCACCUUCCCCACCUUCUUAGCCAGCCAUGUUAUUGAGAACGGGCAAUCAGUGAUCUAGCCCCGCUGCAGGGAGUGGCAGACUGUGCCUCGCCCCCAAUCUCAAAUGAAAGAAUUUGGGCUCAGUCUUGACUAACCAGGUCACUAUAACUUUUUCACAACUCUUGCUCUGAGAAAAAAACAGCGAUGUAGGGUCCUGAACUCUCCAUGCCACCAGUUCACCCUUCUAAUCUGCUUCUCUGUUCAGCCUGUGUGAGGCUAAGGGAUGGAAGAAGAAUUGCCAUGGAGUUUGAGGAGGAGGACAGUUGUGGGAGUCUUUUUCUUAUAUCCUCUCCCGACCAGAGCCUAUUGAUCUAUGUCUUGCUCCUCACUGCAUAUUUAUUUGCAAUUUGUAGCACUGAUCUGCGGUACAGUUUUUUUGAGUUUCUUAAACAGAAGAAGUAGGCAAGGGAACCCCAGUGAUGCUGGAAAUAUGCCUCAGUCUCCUGUAUGGAAAUGGUGAGAGGUGGGAUGAGUGGUGUUUACAUACCUCUUUCCUCUGUGAUGAUCAUAAGAUACAAGAAGCUGCAGAGAUUAAACAUUGAGCCCUGUGCA